Messenger RNA from Clupea harengus (Atlantic herring), 8410 nucleotides. RefSeq names its product bromodomain adjacent to zinc finger domain, 1B (gene baz1b). Gene Ontology annotation, molecular function: histone H2AXY142 kinase activity; histone binding. Gene Ontology annotation, biological process: DNA damage response; chromatin remodeling. Gene Ontology annotation, cellular component: WICH complex. The record is from RefSeq and is a predicted model, not a curated record. Lineage: Eukaryota; Metazoa; Chordata; Actinopteri; Clupeiformes; Clupeidae.
GUUUGGGCGGGUUUAAUCCAUACGACGCUACUUGCUGCCGGGGUAACGGAGUUUUGGGGUUGUACGGAAUGUUGCCGGCGGAGUAGGAACUCCCGCCAUUUUUCAAUCAGGUAUUAACCCUCUUGUUUAUUUUGUAUUUAUUAACAUUAUAAACAAUUACUAUCCCGGAGACUAUCUGAUUCACGGACAUUGGUGAAGAACUGACAGAAGCUUCUGUCCGGGAAAAGGCCGAGUCUGCGUAGACCGGAGAAGAAAGCGCGCCAGACCCCCUGACGGGCGCCUCUGCUGUCCCCGCGAAUUGGACAAUUUAGAAAGGCUUGCUUCUCCUACCCGGCGUAUGAGCGAAGUUUCAGCAGAACAGCGGAACAGUUGAAGACUGGAACCAAUCCGAACACUUUAUCUUGAAACUACAUGGACAUAAUAGAACUAUGACACAAACGCAGAUCCACCAUACUAGAAGAACAAGGAGGAGAUGUAACUGUUAGCCGUGUUAUUGUUUUGCUUCAGAAAUCAAGCGAACUAGCAUGCUAGCCUAGCUGGGUGCUAGUCACACAGUGAAUGCUCGGGAAACGUGGGAAGCGAUUUGUGAUAACGUGGGAUUCUGGAAUACAUGCAAAGUUUGUGUGUCGUAUUUCUGUGGAGUUUUGUGCACGAAGGAGGUUUAUUUAUUGAGUUGCCACCGCUGCCGUCUCUCUCCCACGAUGGCACCGUUGUUGGGCCGGAAACCCUACCCACUGGUUAAGCCGCUUGCGGAGCCGCCGGGCCCAGGAGAAAACGUCUACAUCAUCGAGCACACUAAAGAGGCCUUCAGGAACAAAGAAGAGUACGAGGCCCGUCUGCUGAGGUAUGACGAGCGCAUCUGGACAUGCAAGAGCACGGGCAGCAACCAGCUCACACACAAGGAGGCCUGGGAGGAAGAGCAGGAAGUCACAGAGCUGCUUCAAGAGGAGUACCCUACUUGGUUUGAGAAGCCAGUGCUGGAGAUCGUGCACCACAACACCGUGUCUCUGGACAAACUUGUGGAUCUGGUCUGGGUGGAGAUUCUCACCAAGUACGCAAUGGACGAGGAGUGUGACUUCCUGGUGGGGAAGGACAACAGCUUCAAGGUGAAGGUGACGAAGGUGCACCCGUUGGAUACGCCUCAGGAGGAGGCUGGCGAGAAGAAGUUGGAGGGAGCCUGCGACUCGCCCUCCAGCGACAAGGAGAACGCCAGCCAGGAGAACCAGAAGAAGGAACCGGCCAAGGAAGAGGAGGGCCGACGGGACAGUCUCUGUGAUCGUGCAAGGCGGUCGCCACGGAAACUCCCUACCAGUAUGAAAGAAGAGAAGAAGAAAUGGGUGAUGCCCAAGUUCUUGCCACACAAAUAUGAUGUCAAACUGCUCAGUGAGGAAAAGAUCAUCAGUGACGUUCCUGUUGACAGCCUGUUCCGCACGGAACGUCCGCCCAACAAGGAGAUCAUGCGCUACUACAUCCGGCACAAUGCCCUGCGGCUGGGCACAGGAGAGAGCGCCCCCUGGGUGGUGGAGGACGAACUGGUGAAGAAGUUCAGCCUUCCCAGCAAGUUCAGCGACUUCCUGCUCGACCCACACAAGUUUUUGGCUGAGAACCCCUCGUCCAAACGCAAGAGCCUGAGUUCCCCAGAAGGCAAACCCAGCAAGAAGCUCAAGACCUCAGAGUCGGGAGCCGACGGUGACGGGCCGAGUGAGAAGGGAGAGAAGGAGAAGAAGAAGAAGAAAAAGAAAGACUCUCUCCCAAUGCCUCUCAGUCCUACAAUUUGGGGUCACAUGCAGAAGAAGGUGAACGGCUCCCCACUAAAGAUGAAGAAUUCGGGCACACCCAAAGCAGAAGGCGGGGUCACCAAGAAAUCCUCGGGGGCUGACGGCAAGAAGAGCCGCAAGAGUGGCACGAAGAGCAUCAACGGGCAGAAGUCCUCCAAGAAGGACGAUAAGUCGGGUGGCGGCAAGAAGCCCAAGAUGAAGCAGAUGACCCUGCUGCAGCUGGCCAAGGGCUCGCCAGUUGCCAGCGGCAGCCCCAAGAAACGUGCUCGCAGCACGGGCCCCGGGGCCACCCCCAAACUCUCCAAGCCCCUGCCGCCCAUGGCCCUCCACCUGCUGCGCUACUACAAGGAGAACAAGAGCCGCGAGGACCGCAAGAACGCGCUCUCCUCGAUGAUGUCCAAGGCGGCCAAGGCGCUGUCUACGGACGAGCGCGGGCGGCUGCCCGAGGAGCUGCGCGACCUGGUGCAGAAGCGCUGGGAGCUGCUGGAGGCCAAGCGCCGCUGGGCGGCCAUGAGCGAGGAGGAGCGCCAGGCCGAGCUGCGGCGUCGGCGCGAGGAGCUCAAGGAGAAGAUGCGCGAGCGCGCCAAGGAGCGGCGCGAGAAGGAGAUGCAGGUGCGCCGCGAACAGCAGCGCCGUUUCGAGGACCAGGAGCUCACCGGCCGGCCGCUGCCACCCUUCAAGCCCGUGGAGAUGCCCGAGGGGCUGCCCAACGAGCUGUUCGGGGAGGUGGCCAUGGUGGCGGACUUCCUGAGCUGCUACGCGGGGCUGCUGAUGCCCGACGAGCAGUACCCGGUGACCGCCGCGGCGCUGCUGGAGGCGCUGGGCGGCGAGCGCAACGGCUUCCUUUACAUGAGCCGCGUGCUGGUGGUGCUGCUGCAGACGCUGCUGCAGGACGAGCUGGCCGAGGGCUACAGCGAGCUGGACAUGCCGCUCUCCGAGAUCCCCCUCACCAUGCACUCCACCUCCGAGCUGGUGCGUCUCUGCCUGCGGCCCAGCGACGGCCUGGACCAGGAGAGUGCGCGCGGGUCCGAGGAGUGGGCCGGAGGAGGCGGAGGUCCGCCCUGCGGAGGCUUGGUCGGCUUCGACGAGGUCAUGGCCGCCGAGCUCCUGGAGCAGCUGGAGACACGCGAGGUGUUUGAGCUCCCGCCGCCGGACAAGCUGCGCCUGCUGGUGGCGCUGUGCCACCGCAUCCUCAUGACCUACUCGGUGGAGGACCACGUGGACUCCAUGCAGCAGCGCUCCGCCGAGCUCUGGAAGGAGCGCCUGGCCUCGCUCAAGGAGGUCAACGACCGCAAGCGGGCCGAGAAGCAGCGCCGCAAGGAGCAGAUGGAGGCCAAAGGUCAGGGUCAGGGUCAGGGUCAAGGGGUGAAGGUGGAGGUGGAGGGCGGAGCGGGAGGAGACUCGCCUCAGGUGAAGGAGAAACCGGCGGAGAAGAAGAAGGAAGGCGGGGUCAAAAAGGAGGUGGGGAAGGUGAAGGUGGAGCCUGUCCCGCCCCCUGCAGAGGCGGAGCCUGUGGACAUGAUCAGCACGGUGAAGAGCAGGAGGCUGAUGUCCAUCCAGGCCAAGAAGGAGAAGGAGGAGCAUGAGCGACUAAACAAAGAGCGCAUGGAGCGGGAGGCAGAGGAGGAGCGGAUCAGGAAGCAGCGGGCAUCGGCAGAACGGGCGUUCCACGAAGGCAUCACCAAAGCCAAACUCACCCUGAGGAGAAUACCUCUGGGCACCGACCGCAACCACAACCGAUACUGGCUGUUCUCUGACGUGGUACCAGGUCUUUAUGUGGAGAAGGGCUGGGUGCAUGACAGCAUUGAGUACAACUUCACCCUGCCCCCCGAGGACCAGCCCGCUCCUGAGGAAGAUGAGGAAGAGCAGGAUGCUGAGGCCGAUGGGGAGAAGGAGGAGGAGGGGAGUGAGAGCGCCUCUAACGAGGGCGCCCAGCAGGUGGCGCCAGCCGCCCCUGAGGCUAUCAUAGAGACCACCGUCCCCAAACUGGGUCAGAACCUCUGGUUUGUGUGUGACACACCGCGGGACUUUGAGGAGUUGGUGGAGAAUCUGCACGCACAAGGAGUGAGGGAGAGCGAGCUGAGGAACCGACUACAAGACCGGUACCAAGACGUCCUCCAUUCCAUCCAUCUGGCCCGCAAGGGCAACCCAGGCCUGAAGACCUGCGACGGGCACCAGGAGCUGCUCAAGUACAUGCGCAGCGACAUCCUGGAGGUGGCGUCGCGCCUGCAGAAGGGAGGCCUGGGCUACAUGGACGACACCUCCGAGUUCGAGGAGAAGGUGCGGUCUCUGGAGAACCUGAAGGACUUUGGGGAGUAUGUGAUCCUGCUGCAGGAAGGCGUCAUCCAGAAGUUCCUGCAGGGCUUCAUGGCCCCCAAACAGAAGCGGAAGAAGAAGCAGGGAGGAGAGGAACCGAGCGCCAAGGCUGAGGAGGUGGACGAGGAGAAGAGGAUCGCAGAGGAGGCCCGGGUGGCGACAGCUGUGGAGAAGUGGAAAGUGGCGAUCCGCGAGGCGCAGACGUUCUCCCGCAUGCACGUGCUGCUGGGAAUGCUGGAUGCCUGCAUCAAGUGGGACAUGUCCGCAGAGAACGCUCGCUGCAAAGUCUGCCGCAAAAAAGGAGAGGAUGAUAAGCUGAUUCUGUGUGACGAGUGUAAUAAGGCAUUCCAUCUCUUCUGCCUACGGCCGGCUAUAUACCGCAUCCCUGCCGGGGAGUGGCGGUGCCCAGCCUGUCAGCCUGCCGUGGCCCGCCGCUGCACCAGAGGACGAAACUACAACGAGGACAGCGAAGAGGAGGAAGACUCUGAGGAAGAGGAGGAGGACGAUUCGGAAGAAGACGAUUCGGAGGAAGAGGAAAAUGACUACAAAGCCAUGGGACACAGCUUGCGCCCGCGUAAGAAGGUCAAGCAGUCAUCCUCGCGCUCGAAGAGCCACUCAAAAUCCUCUUCCAAGAAACAGACGACGCCCAGCAACAAGUCCAGCUCCAGCAAACAGAAAGCCACCAGUAGCCCUGCCGACAUUGACGAGCUGGUGCGGCAGAGCUCUCGAGGCGGCCCUCGCAGGCAAGCCGUGGAGCUGGAGAAGUGUGAGGAGAUCCUGCAGAAGCUCGUCAAGUACCGCUACAGCUGGCCCUUCAGAGAGCCGGUAUCCCCAGACGAGGCGGAGGACUAUCUGGACGUGAUCAGCCAGCCCAUGGACUUCAGCAGCAUGCAGGCCAAGCUGAGCGCGGGCGGCUACCGCACUGCCCAGGACUUCCUGGAGGACAUGAAGCUGGUCUUCUCCAACGCCGAGGAGUACAAUCAGCCCGGCAGCGCCGUGCUCACCAGCACCACCCGCACCGAGCAGAGCUUCACCGAGCUGCUGCACAAGCUCCUGCCUGGCCUGAGCUACCUGCGCCGCCGAUCACGCAAGCGCCUCAGCCAGGCCCUGCAGGAGGAGGAGGAGGAGGAUGAGGAGGAAGAAGAUGGGGAGGAGGAGGAGAAGGGUAGGGAAAAGAGGAGCUUGCAGAAUGGAAGAGCCUCCUUGUCUGCUUCAAAUGGGCGUCAGGGUAGACGCAGGAGUAGGAGAGGAGAGGAGGGGAGCGAGAGCGAGGAGGAGGAAGAUGACGAGGAUGAUGAUGAUGGUCGGCGGAGGAGCCGGAGGGGCGGGGGGAGGAAGGACUACCGCGAGCGGGCCGAGGAGGACGAGGAAGAUGAGGCGCGUCGUGGUAGCGGGGGCAGCCGCGGCAGAACUCGAGGUCGCAGGGGCCGCGGUGGGGCGGGGGAGACGGUGGUCGCCAGCGACGAGGACGGCCAGCGACAUUCCAAGCGACAAAAACGCUCUUCAUGAGGCCCAGGGUGUUUGUUAUAAUAUUAUUGUUUUAUUACGAAUUGUUUUUGUUUUCUUUUUCCUGUGCUAUUUGUAAACAACCCCGACCCCACCCCGUCUAUCCUCCCCCUCCUCCCAAAAAGUCAGAUUUGGAGCCCUAAACCGCCCCGCACCCAUAGACCUCUUUAAUUGGACUGAAUUCUCUCCCUCUUGUCUGUUGUAGAUUUUUUUUUUUGGUUCCCAAUUCCUUGUAUUAUUUUUGUGCUUCAGGGAGGUUUUAUGUUGAUAUUUUGACAAAGAAAAACUGAUUUAUAUUUGUAAUGGCGUUUAUUAUCAGUGACUUUUUUUCAACUGAGGAAGCAAAUUUCCUGUGGAAAAAAACAAAAAAACAAAAAACUAAAGAAAAACCCUAAAAUUGGUAAGUGAUCUCAUUGAGCUCUUAAAGGACUUUAUUUUGUUUUUUUCAAUUUGAUCCCCUUUAAACCUCAAUCUUAGCUCUCUCUAUAUGGUGAAUACCUCUUAUGUCAACUCCCACAGUGUCACCAUGGCUAAUGUGUCUGUGAUUGGGUCUUAUGUUCUUUGUUUGGUUAUGUUACCAUUGUUUUGCUAUUCCAUCAAUAUUGUUGGGUGCUGGACAAAGAACCUAAAGCAGGAUUACAACCAACACGUCAGCAUCGACCGGUUCUAGCAUUGUAGAGAUUCUCCAGAACCGGGACCACGGAAGAACCCAACUGCACGUCUCAGGUUAGCUAAAGUGGUUCUGAUGGAUUCUACACAAAUUCAUCCUUCCUCUCACCCCCCUCCCCCUUCCAAUCCCCAACUUAGCCCAUGAUCAUCCAUGUUAUUAGAGAGCUGUGGAAAAUUGAAAUGGUCAAUCUUUGAGUAUGCAACAACAGUCUGCGCUUAAUCAGUCUUCAGUGUUUUUAUUUUGUUUGUUAUUUUUGUUUUGUUUGUUUUGUUUUUUUUUGACAAUAAAGACACAAUGAGUAUCUUUUUUUUGCUAAGAAUCCUCCAUUUUCCUACAUACAUUUUCCCUUAUCUAACAGUAGAGACAAAUUGGGGAAGCCAAACUAGGAGUUCAGUAGAUCGUACUAACAUUCACGUUACUUUAGUGCAGUUGGUGUAUCGGUACUUUCUCCUGAGUCAUUCCGCCAGGGCUGGUGCAUCUUCAGUGUGCAGUGAACUCUAAUUUAAAGCCUGACGACUUGAGUUUAUACCUAAAUGUAUAUAGUGCAGAGGAUAUACUUCAAUCUUAUUAUCUUGAUUCAUGUUGCAGUGCAUGUUGUGUGUUGACUGCCUCUGAGCGAGGGUGGAGCUUGAUUGGUCAGACUGGUUUUGGGACAGCACUCAAAGAGGGAGGCACACUGAUUAAACACCAUUGAUUCAAGAUGGCCUCAAACGUCUUGGCAACGCCGCUUUUAGCAGUGCUUUUCAAUACUCAAUGGGAAAAAAAUAUUGACAAAAUGGCUGGCAAGAACUUCCCUCAAUCGACAUGGUGCUUUCACGAACAUGAACCGACUGGUCUGAUCCAUCACAUUCCAGUUGAGAUGUCUGUACAAUUAUUUAGCAAUUGCUGGGUGGGCAUUGUUUGAAAAUGUAACUCUUGUGCUAGGGUGCUAAUACGCUACCAUACCUGCUUCUCACUAAAAUACAAUCACACUCACAUAACAACCAUUAUUUAGCUUCCUUAAAAUAGAAAAAAAAAAUACCUCAAGUCUUCUACAGUAGCCAUGUGGCCCUUUCCCUUGCUCACCAGCAGAGGCUGCACUAACACCACAUUUGGUUUUGUGUUUAGGUCCUGAGGAUGUGUUCAUAUCAAGCACUUAAUAAGCGCAAGCAUCUCCCAACAGCCCCGUCUCCUGUCAAACAGACUAUUGCAACCUUAGAGUUGCUCUCUUUUCACAGAUUGGUGCUUUAAGGGCUGUCACAGCGUUCUGGCAGCUUGUGUAUUUAAAGCAUUAGCGCUUUAAUGAAGAGCUGCCCCCUGGGUCCUUACAUGGAUUCCUUGAUGGAAUCUAAUCAGAAGCCUCAUAGCCGGAGUUUAUACAAUCAGCUACAGGAUAUCCAGGGGAAGUCUCGACAUUAACAAAAGGGAGAGUCGAUUAUUUCCUUUACCUGACUUUUGAGUUGCUGCCUGCUUUUGUCAUGUAAUGCAGCUGUAGAGAGACCAAUCUUGAGCAGACCAGAAUUCAGGUACCUUGUUACCCCAACAAUCUAAUUGUUUCAACCCCCACACCUCAUCCAAAAAGGUUACCAAAACUACACUUUAUAGGUUCCAUCUCAGAUGGGGGUGCUUGAUGUUCCUCGACGACCAAUCGGAUGAAAGAGGUGGGGAGAGCACAUGGAAUGCAGGAACGUGGCGCCCGGGUGGUCCAUUUGGGGGAGGGGGGGUGGAGGGAUGUAUGGGGGGUCGUUGAUGUAAAUGUUCUCAUUCAGACAAAUGGGGCUUAAAGUCUAUAACUGCUCUGUUCACUUUCUUUCUGCCUUGGUUGUUUUUCUUUCAGCUGUAUUUAUGGUUCUCGGGAGGCAGGUAUCUGAUUCUGAGGUUGCGGAAACUUUGCCUUGGGUUAGCUUUGGGCUUGGGGAAGAAACCAUUCUAAGGGAACGAGAUGCUUCAGAAAUAUCACAUAUUGCCCUUUCAAUUUUUCAAUCAAUCGGAAUAUUCUGUUUAUUAUAUUCUGUUGGAGGUGUAGUCGACCUGUCAUCACUGCCACGUGUAAACUUUGUGAUAAUUAUGUAAUGUAUAGUUGGGUCUGGGGUGGCUGUGGCUGUUGAAUGGGAGAGGGAUUUUUUUCUUUACUUUUUAAUAAAAAUAUUCUCCAAUGUCA